CCCGCAUUCCACCUUCGUCCCCACAAGGUUUUGCGUGCAUCUUGGAGUGGAUUCCAUCCCGAGACGAAGCUGGAGAUACGUAGCAUACAAAUCCUCUCGGCGUUGACGCUGAGACGGCGGACCAGGCGUAAACCGCAAGAGGCGAAGCGGACGCGACUCCCUCCGAAUCCUCUCCCCCACCCCCGCAUUCAACCACCAGUACACCACCGUGCACCAAAUUGCGAUCGCCGUUCGCAACCGCCCGACGGGAACGGCACACACGUUGGCUCCAUCGUACAACCCGUCAUCGAGUCACAGCACUCCUGACUCGCUCGCUUUCUUAAAGGCCUUUUCCAUUGGGGCCGGUAUACCCUUCGCUCGGAUUCAGGGGCAGAUUCCGGUAAAGGUCUUAUCAGGUGUCGAUCCUAGGUAGGACUGUCUUUUGAAAAGGGACGGCAGCGCAUCAAUUGUCAACAUGGGCAACCCAAAGGGCCUCAACAAGUCCAAUAGCCAAGCGGAUAUCAAGAGCUUGAAUAUUCUACAUGAGGGAUGGGUUCUCAAGAAGAAGCGCAAGAAGAUGCAAGGGUACGCAAAGCGGUACCUGAUCCUUACGAAAGAAGGGAUUCUCACGUACUCGAUCUCGCCCGAUAAGCCAACCCGCGACUCGAUUGAGAUUCCUCAUGCCAGCGUCAUCAGCAGUCAGCAUCAUGGCACAAUCCAUGUGGACAGCGGAUCAUCCGUCUUUCACCUCAAGAUGCUCAACCCGCAAGACUUUAGUGCAUGGCGAUCGCAGCUGAAAAGCUUCAUCCCUGAGCGCUCAUCUGGCCAGGCGAGGCGGAUCUACGUCGUCACGGACGACAGCACAGACCUGAUGAGCGUCGACCUCAACCCGCUCUUUACUGCUAGCGAUUCCAUGAACCGGCUCGUAGCGGAGAUCAAGAAACAGUCCGCGCUACUUGCGCGCAAGCGUGCGGAAAAGGGAGUCACAGGAGAAGUCCUCAAUAUGUUCUCUUGGAAGAACGAGGAGGCCGAGCUAAAUGCUACGCUGCAAACCCUCAUCGACUCGCUCGCAGCAGAGCAUGCCAACUUUCAACAUGUGCUCGAGUCUCGUGUACCUCGCGUCUUUGGCGGCGAAGGCAUGAUGAGCUCCAUUAAAUCGAGGGUGCAGGGGGAUGGCAGAUAUGCACAAAGCCGUCACAGCAUCUCUAGCUUUGCGACCAAUUUCGAAGAUGAUGCCAUCUUCUACGACGCAGAUGCGGCGGACAAUACUGACAUUGCCGAUGAACCAGAGACAUCGAGCCGAGACGUGUCGAGCGCCGCGAGCGAUGCUUCUGCCAGCGAAGAGGGCGACGACGAUGACAGUGGUGACGAGAAUGCUACGGAGAAAGGAGUUGGGAAUGGGAAAUUCCGUACUCGACUUCCUGCCAAGGUAUCCGGCGAUGAGGUAUCGCUCUUUUCGAUGCUCAAGAAAAACGUCGGAAAGGACCUGUCCACCAUCUCCUUCCCUGUCUCGUUCAACUGCCCGCUUUCGCUGCUGCAAGCCGCGGCGGAGGAAUACGAAUACGCUCCCAAGCUGCUCGAGAGAGCAGGGAAGACGGAAGACUGGAUUCAGAGGCUGUGCUUAGUCGGCGCCUGGGCUGUGAGUAGCUAUUCGAGCACCAAGCUGCGCGCAAGCCGCAAGCCGUUCAACCCACUCCUCGGCGAAACGUUCGAGCUUUAUCGCAACGAUGGCAAGCUCAAGUUCAUUGCGGAAAAGGUCGUGCACCAGCCUCCGGUCGUGGCAACCUAUGCCGAAGGCAAUGGAUGGAAGGCGUACGGCUGCAACUCGGUCAAGAACAAGUUCUGGGGCAAGUCCCUCGAGCUCAUCCCCGACGGUUCGUUGAAGGUCGAGCUUGCCGAUGGCGACAUCUUCUCGUUCAAGAAGCCGUCGUCGUUUAUGCGCAACUUGCUCGCCGGCAAUAAGUACCUUGAGCAUGUCGGCGAGCUCACCGUCACAAACGAGAGCACAGGUGCGCGGCUGGCCAUCGAUUUCAAAGAAGGCAACAUGUGGGGUGGUUCCUCUUCGCGCAACCUGGUCGCCGGUUUCGUCUACAACAACAAGGGAGAGAAGGUGACCGAGGUCAAAGGUCGCUGGAGCGAUAACUUUGCUAUUCAGAAGGACAAGGAGAACUAUCAGGUUCUGUGGGAGGCCAACGAGAUGCCACCCAACUCGCAGGAUCACUACGGCUUCACAUACUUUGCCAUGAGCCUCAACGAGAUUACAAAGGACAUGGAGCCUUUCCUCCCAUGCACGGAUUCGCGCUUGCGCCCGGACCAGCGCGCACUCGAGGAAGGCAAGGUGGACGAGGCCGAGGAGACCAAGUUGGCGGUCGAGGGUGCGCAGCGCGAGCGCCGCAAGAAGCGCGAGGCAGAGGGGAAAGUGUACAAGCCGCUCUGGUUCCACAAGCAGAACGACGAUGUCGAAUGGCAGUACGGAGCCCCAGGCGGCCACGAGUACUUCAAGAAGCGCGCAGAGGUCGUCGACGCUGGGCCCAAAAAGGCCAAAGAUGUCUGGGGAGAUUUGCCGGAAAUUUUCACCAUGCAAAAGUCUUAGUAGUGAGUUCCUUACCCCUUUAAUUCAAUGUCCACUUUUAGUCGUUGCUCCACUCUAUCUGGUCCAUUCCCCAUUGAUAUACGGCUAUCGCAUGCCUUUUUGUACUCUAAAACGGAAAAUCUCAGCGUACUGGAUCAUCGCUGCACAACAUGGGCACAUGGUGCGAGGUCCUGUAC
This is a messenger RNA of Tilletiaria anomala UBC 951, 2748 nucleotides long. RefSeq lists its product as uncharacterized. Lineage: Eukaryota; Fungi; Basidiomycota; Exobasidiomycetes; Georgefischeriales; Tilletiariaceae. The transcript is spliced from 5 exons. The record is from RefSeq and is a predicted model, not a curated record. Gene Ontology annotation, biological process: maintenance of cell polarity; endocytosis; exocytosis. Bases 455 to 2572 code for a protein of 705 amino acids. Gene Ontology annotation, cellular component: cytosol; plasma membrane; perinuclear endoplasmic reticulum. Gene Ontology annotation, molecular function: sterol binding.